This is a messenger RNA of Camponotus floridanus (Florida carpenter ant), 1480 nucleotides long. RefSeq lists its product as uncharacterized. Bases 572 to 1480 code for a protein of 302 amino acids. The transcript is spliced from 5 exons. The record is from RefSeq and is a predicted model, not a curated record. NCBI's taxonomy places the organism in Eukaryota, Metazoa, Arthropoda, Insecta, Hymenoptera, Formicidae.
UUUUAUCACUCAAAUAAAUCGUGCAUAUUCCGGCUGUUAAGCGUGCCAAAGUAGCCACUGCCUGUUACUUUCGAUUCUGUUUUGCCAUCUCUCAAAGUAUUCGAAAUGAAUAACACGUCAAAUUACAACUGAUAUCAAAUGACGUCGAAAUUCAGGCUGAAAGGACCCGAUUUUGCGGUUGCAUCACGAGUGAACCAUCAUCGUCUUAUAUAUGUCUGCGGUAUAUCAACUUACGUAAUUAUUGCGACUGCUAACCCACGCCAAAGUUUUACGAGCGUAAGAUAAAGAAAGGAAAAAGCGAAUAGUUUAUUCGAAUAAUCGGCCGGCGCAAAAAGAGGACGAAAAGAUCCGGGGGACACAUAUGGCACAUGCAAUAAGUAGAAAGCAGCUUCUUUUUCGUCAGAGGAAAUCAUGAAAUCCUUAAGCCCGAUUGGUCGACACCUUGUGUGGGAUCUUGUGGCAGCCCUUAUAGAUCGGCAAAACGGAUCCACGAUUCAAUCGUCGACUUGUGUUGAAACUAGCUGGAGCCAGUCAUAAACACGUAAUUUGCUGUGAGAGCAACAUCGAAAGGAUGUUUUGGCGCUGCGGGUUUUUCAACUUUCUUCUUCUAUUUGGCAAUGUUGCGUACGGCGAAGUCUCGAAAAGCAGAGUACGACGCCAAAAUCCACCCGCACAAAAUGGUGAACUGAUAGAUAACAUCUUUAAUAUACCUAUCACAGCGAUCAGACAAACCGCCGCCGCCGCUCAAGUCUUUUCGCCGGAGAAUACACAGACAAUCGACAACAUUGUUAAAAUUCCCAUUUCGACUCUAGAAGCUGUCGGCACGCUCGUAAAAACUUCAACGGAGCAAAGACAAAACCAGGAAAGAAUUCGAAAUCGUCAAGAGAAGAGAGAACGAUUGAUGGCCAUAAAGGAGCAGAAGAGGAAGCGAAAGCAGGAAAUUCAGGACCAGCAAUUGCAACAGACGAGAAUUGUUAGACAUUACCAGAAGGAUCCACUUGGAUUAAACGCGUGGAGCGAUCUUCUGUUUGGGCAUCACUCUAGAUUAGGUGGCAUUCGCAGGCUUCAUGGGGGCUUACAUGGCCACGGAAUUCUCGGCAGUCACGGUGGACUUUUGGGAAACCGUCCACAACAUACCUACGAGGUCCAUGAGGAUGUUAAUGAAGAUACUUCUUUUUCCUGGCACGGGCUGACCGCUGGAUUCGGUAGUUUCCAUGGAACUAGACCUUCCAGUACUGCUAUCAAAAUCGAGAAUAAAAUUGCUCCUCAAGAAAAGAGGCAAAACUCUCCCAAAUAUCCGAGCUUUGACAUAAAUUCCCAGAAUAAAAUCACGAAGAUUAGAAAUAAGCUGAUACAUGAAUAUGACGAUGACUCGUCAAAAAUAGAAAAUAAAAUUGCACCGAAAAUAGAAAAUAAAAUUGCACCGAAUAUAGAAAAUAAAAUUGCACCAAGAAACGGAAAAAUAACAUUUGUGCGAUAA